Molecule: messenger RNA, 1506 nt
Organism: Lizanozyma spartinae
Lineage: Eukaryota; Fungi; Ascomycota; Pichiomycetes; Serinales; Debaryomycetaceae
Gene: TRP3
Product: bifunctional anthranilate synthase/indole-3-glycerol-phosphate synthase
Exons: 1
Coding region: 1-1506 (501 amino acids)
Biological process (GO): L-tryptophan biosynthetic process
Cellular component (GO): cytosol
Molecular function (GO): indole-3-glycerol-phosphate synthase activity
Source: RefSeq, a predicted model, not a curated record
AUGACUGAGACCAAAAGACACGUGUUGAUGAUCGACAACUACGACUCGUUUACGUGGAAUUUGUACCAGUAUUUGAGUCAAUCUGACAAGUGUGGGAAGGUGGAUGUUGUGCGAAAUGAUGAAAUUUCCAUUAGUGGUAUUGAAGCUAUGAACCCUGAUAUUAUAUUCAUAUCUCCAGGUCCUGGACACCCCAGUACAGAUGCUGGGAUAUGUAAGGAUGCCAUUAGACACUUUGCUGGGAUCAAGCCUGUUUUUGGGGUUUGCAUGGGCCAACAAUGUAUGUAUGAAGUGUUUGGCGGUGAUGUUGGAUAUGCUGGAGAAAUCAUGCAUGGGAAAACUACUACUAUUAAACAUGAUGGUAUUGGGAUGUUUGAAAAUGUUCCACAAUCCAUUGCUGUUACUCGGUAUCACUCAUUGGCUGGACACGUUCAAACUUUACCUGAUGAAUUAGAAAUUACUGCUACUACAGAAACAGAAGUGCCCAUUAUUAUGGGUGUUAGACAUCGGAAAUACACUGUUGAAGGAGUUCAGUUUCAUCCCGAGUCAAUCUUGACCCAAUCAGGUCAAUUGAUGAUAGACAACAUUUUGUCUAUUCAUGGAGGUACUUGGGAAGAGAAUGCCAAAUAUCACGCCACAUAUACUCCUACUACUAAAGAAAAGAAGAAUAUCUUACAAAGAAUCUAUGAUCAAAGAAAGCUUGAUUACGAAAAGAUUGAGUCACUUCCUGGGAAAUCAUUUGGUGAUUUAGAAACCACUUUACAAAUGGGAAUUGCACCACCCGUGAUCAACUUUUAUGAACGUUUGACCAAAGAUAACAAAGGUUUGACUCCAAUUUUGGCUGAAUUCAAAAGAGCUUCACCUUCUAAGGGUGAUAUAAACAUCACUGCCCAUCCUGCCAAACAAGGAUUGUCGUAUGCCAGUAAUGGAUGUGCCACUAUUUCUGUUUUAACUGAACCCAAUUGGUUUAAAGGGUCCUUGGAAGACUUGGAACUCAUCCGUCGUGUUGUGGAUAGCCAAAAGAACAGACCAGCUAUAUUACGUAAGGAGUUUAUCUUUUCCAAAUAUCAAAUAGCUGAAGCAAGAUUAGCAGGAGCUGACACUGUGCUUUUAAUAGUCAAGAUGUUGGAACCCGAUUUAUUGGCACAAUUGUAUGACUAUUCACUUUCAUUGAACAUGGUGCCCUUAGUUGAAGUUAAUGACGAGAAGGAGUUGACCAUAGCUAUGCAAUUGGGUCACGUGAACGUUGAUCCAUUGGUGAUUGGAGUGAACAACCGGAACUUGACUACCUUUGAUGUUGAUUUGAAUACUACGUCCUCAUUGGUCAAACAUGCCAAAACUAGAUCCAAUGUAUUGGUAUUGGCAUUAUCUGGUAUCACCAGUGUUGAAGAUGUUAAAAAGUAUAAAUAUGAAGAUGGUGUUGAUGGGUUUCUUAUUGGAGAGAGCUUGAUGAGAGCAGAGGAGAAGGGAAUACUUGGAGAAUAUUUGCAUGAGUUGACUCACUGUUAA